Messenger RNA from Oryza brachyantha (malo sina), 698 nucleotides. RefSeq names its product auxin-responsive protein SAUR50-like. The record is from RefSeq and is a predicted model, not a curated record. The coding region runs from base 1 to 336 and encodes 111 amino acids. The transcript has a single exon. Gene Ontology annotation, biological process: response to auxin. NCBI's taxonomy places the organism in Eukaryota, Viridiplantae, Streptophyta, Magnoliopsida, Poales, Poaceae.
AUGGCGAUCACGGGGUCCAAGAAGCCGGGGCAGGCGGCGCAGCUGAAGCAGAUGCUGCGGAGGUGCUCGUCCAGCCUGGGGAGAAAGGGCGGCGACGGGCUGCCCGGGGACGUGCCGAGGGGCCACUUCCCCGUGUACGUCGGCGUCAGCCGGAGCCGCUACAUCGUGCCGGUGGCGUGCUUGGCGGCGCCCGAGUUCCAGGGGCUGCUCAGGAAGGCCGAGGAGGAGUUCGGCUUCGCGCACGACAUGGGCAUCACCCUACCCUGCGACGAAGCCACCUUCCACGCCGCCCUCGCAUCCGCCUCCGCCUCCGCCUCUGCCGCCGCCGUCAGAUGAUAUGAGGCGAGCUUAAUUAGGCGCUUGCAUUGCGAUUGCAUUGCUCGCUAGACUAGAAAAUUCAGCGGAAUUUGGAUGCCACGUUCUGGUUCUUGCUUUUCUCCUCCCUAGCUAGCUUCAAUUCUCCUGCAAGUGCAGCUCUGCUGAUCUCGACACUCGAUGAUCGAGCUGUGAAAAUUCUCAGAGUGGUGUGCCACUUGGCUGCCCUGUGAGAACGGGAUCCCAUGAUCGCCCAAGUAAAAAAAUAAUUAUCCUUUUCCUGCCCAGCGAUAAAAUAACAACAUUUUCAUCGGAUGAUUAUUUUCUUGUUACUGCGUAUACUGUACUACUUUUUACUGGACCGCCCUGAUCAAUCACAUGGU